AUGCCGCCCCUACCGCCGACAACACCCCUCCCGCGCAUCAUCACCUACUACCAGACGCACCACACCCACGACGGCAAGCCGAUCUCGAUCCUCCCGCUCCUGACGCAACCCGACAUCAGCGUAACCCACGUGAUCCUCGCCGCCAUCCACAUCAACGGCGACCCCCACGGCCUCACCCUCAACGACCACCGGCCCGACGACCCGCGAUUCCUGACGCUAUGGGCCGAGCUGCGCGUGCUGCAGGCCAGCGGGGUCAAGGUCCUGGGCAUGCUCGGAGGCGCCGCUCGGGGCUCGUAUGAGAGACUCGACGGCGACGAGGCACAGUUCGAGGAGUACUACGUCCCGCUGCGCGACAUGGUGCGGAAGCAUGCCCUCGACGGCCUCGAUCUGGACGUCGAGGAGGAGAUGAGCCUGGGCGGGAUCAUCCGCCUGAUCGAUCGCAUACGGCAGGACUUCGGCAAGGACUUCACCAUCACCAUGGCGCCCGUCGCGAUGGCGUUGCUCGACCCGAUGAAGAACCUGAGCGGGUUCGACUACGAGGCGCUCGAGGUCAUGCGCGGCAAGGAGAUCGCGUGGUACAACACCCAGUUCUACUGCGGAUGGGGCGACUGCAGCAACCCCGUCAUGUACGAGAUGCUCCUGGCCAAAGGCUGGUCGCCCGAGAAGAUUGUAAUCGGACUGGUCACGAAUCCGGAGAACGGGAGCGGCUGGGUGCCUUGGGAGAUGCUGGGAUCUGUGCUGCUUCUACUCCGAGGUCGUUAUCAGCGAUUCGGAGGAGUUAUGGGCUGGGAGUAUUUCAACAGCUUACCGGGAGGUAAGGAGAGGCCCUGGGAAUGGGCUAAGUGGAUGACUACCAUGUUGCGCGCCGAGCAGGCCUCGUCGUGGCCUGCACAUGGUGUUUUGCCCGUGCAGACUAGUGAGAUCGCGAAAGAGGUGAAGAAGGAGCUUGUGGAUGAGGCGGAUCCCGACGGGCCUAACAGCAAGGAUGCGCCUCUCCCUGCGGCGUUCGAAUACUACUCGGAUACGAACAAUGAUGAUUGA
This is a messenger RNA of Colletotrichum karsti, 1041 nucleotides long. Its product is annotated as chitinase. Gene Ontology annotation, biological process: carbohydrate metabolic process. Lineage: Eukaryota; Fungi; Ascomycota; Sordariomycetes; Glomerellales; Glomerellaceae. Gene Ontology annotation, cellular component: extracellular region. Gene Ontology annotation, molecular function: chitinase activity. Bases 1 to 1041 code for a protein of 346 amino acids. The record is from RefSeq and is a predicted model, not a curated record. The transcript has a single exon.